Struthio camelus australis is the source of this 1147-nucleotide messenger RNA. RefSeq names its product acetylserotonin O-methyltransferase (gene ASMT). Gene Ontology annotation, molecular function: acetylserotonin O-methyltransferase activity. The record is from RefSeq and is a predicted model, not a curated record. Lineage: Eukaryota; Metazoa; Chordata; Aves; Struthioniformes; Struthionidae. Gene Ontology annotation, biological process: melatonin biosynthetic process; methylation.
AUGGGCUCCACAGAAGACCUUGACUAUCCUCAAAUCAUAUUCCAAUACACCAAUGGAUUUUUAGUCUCAAAGGUUAUGUUUACUGCCUGCGAGUUAGGAGUGUUUGAUCUACUGCUGGAGUCAGGAGAGCCCCUGUCUUCAGAUGCCAUCGCUGCACGCUUGGGUACCAGCCCCACCGGGAUGGAAAGACUUCUGGAUGCCUGCGUGGGAUUGAAGCUAUUGGCAGUAGAGGUGACGAGAGAAGGAGCUUACUACAGAAACACAGAAAUUUCCAACCUCUACCUUACAAAAUCAAGUCUCAAGUCUCAGUGUCAUAUUAUGAUGUAUUACUCCAAUACAGUCUAUUUGUGCUGGCACUACCUGACGGAUGCUGUGAGAGAAGGAAGAAACCAAUAUGAAAGAGCUUUUGGCAUUUCAUCUAAAGACCCUUUCGGAGCAAUGUACAGAUCAGAAGAAGAAAUGCUGAGGUUCAUGGCCGGCCAGAACUCAAUAUGGCGUAUAUGCGGUAGAGAUGUUCUUGCUGCAUUUGACCUUUCCCCUUUCAGGCAGAUUUAUGACCUGGGAGGAGGUGGAGGAGCUUUGGCCCAGGAGUGUGUUUCUGUGUACCCAAGCUCCACGGUCACCAUUUAUGACCUGCCGAAAGUCGUGCAAGCGGCCAAAGAGAAACGGUUUGUUCCUUCUGAGGAGCGUCGGAUCGCUUUCCACGAAGGAGAUUUUUUUAAAGAUUCAAUUCCAGAAGCUGAUCUCUAUAUUUUAUCCAAGAUACUGCAUGACUGGGAUGAUGACAAAUGCAAGCACCUGCUGGCAAAAGUCCACAAGGCUUGCAAACCUGGUGGUGGAGUGCUGCUGGUUGAAUCACUUCUGAAGGAAGAUAAAAGUGGACCUUUAGAAACCCAACUAUAUUCAAUGAAUAUGUUGGUACAGACUGAAGGAAAAGAAAGAACACCAGCAGAGUACAGCAAUCUCCUGCAGGCAGCUGGCUUCACAGAGAUUCAAGUCAAGAGAACUGGAAAGCUCUAUGAUGCUAUUUUAGGAAGGAAAUAAUUGUAUCUUCUUUCUUCUGUCUUGUUAGGUACAUCAGUGGGGAAAUGUGAUAUGCUUUUCUUAGGCAGCAGUCAUCAACUUAGCUCUAGCUAAGGCAUUGAAC